AUGACUUCCAUUCCGCUUUUGUAUGCCUACAUUACAAGGUACAUGGCAGGAACUGACAAACUCAGGCCAAAUGCAUUUGAAGUGAUUGGAGUUGAUGGGGUUAGCUCAGGAGUUGUGGUGUGUGAAGACACAAGGGCUUUAGCAGAAUGGAUACAGUCAAUAUCUGAAGGCAUCAACAGCCAAUUUCGGCAACUGAUAUCAAAAUGGAACAAAAUGUUGAUACCUGAAGACCAGAUCUUCCAUGUUUGCUGGUGCUUUGAGAAAAUCCAAGUCAACCGACAAUGGCAGGCAUGGAGAGCAAAAUUUCUGGCUUUGAAAGGAAGUGAAAUUUACUUGUUUGAUACUCCACCUGCGGAUUUGCGUGACUGGAAUAAUUGUGAAAGAGUGUCCAAAGUUUAUGAAUCAAUGUUUCGGAUUUUAAAGGACACAGAGUUAACAGAUGAUCGUCAACACUGUUUCACUAUCCAGACAGGAACAGGAGGCAGCAUCUACCUCAGUCUUGAAAGCCGCUCAGAUGUUCUUCAGUUAGAGAAAGCUUGGUAUCGAACCAAUCACCAUGCUGUCAACUUCCUUAAGAGUAAAACAUUUGGCUGCAAUUGGAGAGGUCGCCUGUCUGGAUUGACACUUGACAUACAUGUUGGGUUUUCUUUGUAUGACAGUGAGACACGGAAUUAUAUGUGGACAUACAGAUUCUCUCAAUUGAAAGGAUCUUCUGAUGAUGGCAAAUCCAAAUUAAAAUUACUUUUCCAAAAUGACACCACAAAAUUAAUUGAAACAAGGGAAAUUGAAUGCACCAGUCUCCAAACUCUUUUAUUCUGCAUCCAUGCUUUCCUCUCAGCAAAACUUGCCUCAGUUGAUCCCGCAUUUUUGCAUAACUUCUGA
Molecule: messenger RNA, 882 nt
Organism: Acanthosepion pharaonis
Lineage: Eukaryota; Metazoa; Mollusca; Cephalopoda; Sepiida; Sepiidae
Source: the annotation of a GenBank genome assembly